CAGAGCAGCUUGGAAUUGGAUCCAAAACGCUCCGGAUGCCCCUGACCUGGGUCUCCUCCUUUUCCAACGUCCUCGAAUCCAAGCUACCCGCCCAAAGGGGCAAACCCAUAAUAACCCCCUACUGCACGCCCAAAUGCUCCGCCGCCGCCGCGCCCCGCUCCUCCUCGCGGCCGCGGCGGGCGCGGCGCUGGCGGCCACGUCCACCGCCUCCCCUUCCACCGACGGCCUCGGCGCUCCCUCCACGCUCCACGGCGUCGCCCGCUCCUCCCGCGCCAUUUACACGAUUGGCUUCGUGGUCCUGGACUACAAAUACUCGCUGCGGGGGCUGGUUCCUGGGUCGGCAGAUUACCGGGGUUCACUUGAGGUCAGCAAAAAAGCUACUUAGACUAUGUGAAGUGAACAGAGGAUUUUAUGUAAAAGCUGGUCAGUUUGUUUCAUCACUAAGACAAGUACCAAAGGAGUACAUAUCUACUCUCUCCUGCCUGCAGGAUCAGGCAACUCCAUGCAAAUAUCAAGAUAUCAAAAUAGUGAUUGAACAAAAUUUUGGCAAGGAUUUACAUGACAUAUUCCUGGAAUUUGAUGAACAUCCGAUCGCUGCUGCAUCAAUUGCUCAGGUUCAUCGAGGUCGGUUGAAUAAUAAUCAGGAAGUAGCUGUAAAGGUUCAGUAUCCUGGGUUGGAGCGGCGAAUGAAGCUAGACAUAAUGACUAUGUCUCUCUUGUCAAAAUAUGUCUCUUUGAUCUUUCCUGAUUAUAGGUUUGAGAAAAUAUUACUUGAAUUUGAGAGAACCAUGUCAAUGGAACUGGAUUUUACCCAAGAAGCUAAGAAUUCCGAGAGAACUGCAAGAUGCUUCAGGAAAAAUGAUGUUGUCAAAAUACCUCAUGUGUUUUGGGAACUGACAACCAAGGAGGUCUUAACAAUGGAAUUUUGUACCGGCCACAAGGUUGAUGACUUGGACUUCCUAAGGAAGGCAGAUAUCAGCCCAACAAAGGUAGCUAAAGCAUUAAUCGAACUGUUUGGUGAAAUGAUAUUUAUACAUGGUUUUGUUCAUGGUGAUCCUCAUCCUGGAAACAUAUUGGUUUCUCCUCGAGGCCAAGGGAGAUUUUCAUUAGUUUUGUUGGAUCAUGGCAUUUAUAAAGAAUUGGACCCAAAGUUUAGACUGGACUAUUGUAAGCUGUGGAAAGCAUUGAUAUCGCUGGAUGUGCCAAAAAUUCUGGAGUUAGGUGAACAGUUUGGUGUCGGAAAAUAUGCAAAGUACUUCCCUUUAAUAUUCACUGGAAGGACUAUAUACAGCAAAUCAGCUCUUGGAACACAAGUAUCUGGUGAAGAGAAGACACGUAUAAAGCAAGACUUGAGCUCUCUUGGAAUGGAUGAUAUAUCUUCAUUUAUGGAAUCCUUGCCGCCUGACUUUCUGGUCAUACUUCGAACAGAUGGACUAUUGAGGUCCAUUUUAGGGAAUCUAGGGGCCCCACGUCAUGUUCGACUUCUUGCUUAUGCAAAGUGUGCCAUAUAUGGCCAUGAGGAACAGUCCAGAUUGGAGUCUGGUGCAAUCAACCGUCUAUCGUUGCGAGUCAAAACAAGCAUCAGCUAUCUCCAUCUGAGGAUACUCAUUGGUAAUAACUAGCGAGGUUGUUGGUGCAGUUUAAUGACUACAAGCAUAAGAUCAAGGACAAAUUGAGUUGGAUGCUCCUGAAGAUAAGUCGAGAUGUUUUGGGUUGGUACAAACCUCUGAUGUGAUGUCCUGCAGCUGAACAAGUUUGGCAAAUGGGGGGCAGGAAGGAGGUCGUGCACGUCUGAAGGGAACUCGCAGCUGGAUUCAGCAAAUUGUACAAUUACUACCUCCAUACCAAAAUAUAAGACGUUCUUGUAGGCUAAAUACGGAGGUAAUAGAUGGCUGGACGCUGAUGCUACUAAGUUGUGUUGACUUCUACUUUUAUGUACAUGUGGUCCACAUAUAUACUCUGCUAGAAAUUUAGAUGUUUAUCAGGAGUAGUACCCUGUGUCAGUGUCACCUUUUUUUUUCUGCGGGGGAGUGUCACAGAGAGAAUUCACAUGUCCCUCAAGAAAAAAAAAGAAUUCACAUGCACGUACAGUCUACCUGUUAUGUUUGACUCGGAGUGGUAAGUAUCAUGUCAGUGAUUAUUGUUACCUCAAA
Messenger RNA from Triticum urartu, 2153 nucleotides. The record is from RefSeq and is a predicted model, not a curated record. NCBI's taxonomy places the organism in Eukaryota, Viridiplantae, Streptophyta, Magnoliopsida, Poales, Poaceae.